Messenger RNA from Nymphalis io (European peacock), 665 nucleotides. Its product is annotated as gloverin-like. The record is from RefSeq and is a predicted model, not a curated record. The transcript is spliced from 5 exons. The coding region runs from base 44 to 574 and encodes 176 amino acids. NCBI's taxonomy places the organism in Eukaryota, Metazoa, Arthropoda, Insecta, Lepidoptera, Nymphalidae.
CAGAACUUGAGGAGGUUAGCUGCUUAUCAUAUAUAAAAUCAAAAUGCAAGUACAAAUCAUUCUUGGAUUCGCCUUACUGGUGUGCGCUUGCGCACAAGUGUCUCAACCACCUUCUUAUAAAGAACGAUACCCUGAUUAUUACAUGCUCGCGAAGUCGGCUCGUCAUCCACGCGACGUUACUUGGAUCAAGAGAACCGGUGACGGAAGAAUAUUUGGUACCCUCGGUAACACAGAGGAUAUGCUUUUUGGCAAAGCUGGUUACAGGCAAGAUAUAUUCAAUGAUGCUAGGGGUGUAUUGAAAGCUGAAGCGUAUGGUUCACGCGUUCUGAGCCCAAGCGGCGACAACAGUUAUUUUGGAGGGAAAUUAGAUUGGACUAACGCUAACAAAAACGCCGACGCCACUUUGAAACUGACAAAACAAAUCGGUGGUGGAACGAACGCUGCAGCUGCUGCUUCUAAAGUCUGGAAUAUAGACAAAAAUACUCACGUAUCAGCUGGAGGAACUAUCUCCCAAGACUUGGGUCAUGGCAAGCCUGACGUUGGUCUAGCAGCCAAGUUUGAACACAUUUGGUGAUAAGAAACACUUUAGAUUUUUUGUUGUUAUGUAACAUUCUUAUAUCGGACUAGUCAUUGUUGUAAUUAAAUAUUAAAUGAUAUAAUUUUAA